AUGAAAACCCGUAUUUCCUUAUUCCUGAUAUUAUGUGCUGUUUUCAGCAAUAGUGCCAUAAAAUGUGAGGGAGGCACUGCAGGGGCAGGAACUACAACCACAGGCCAGACUUCAGGAAUAUCUACAGAAAACAUCCAAUCGCAAGGUGGGCAAGCUCCUCAAGGAACAGGUGAAGAUACUAGUCAAGUACAAUCUCCUGGUAUACCUUCAGGAGCUACUGCUCCAUCCCCUCCAAUCAAUUCAGAUACACCAAGAGCUCAAGAUCAAAUAGUGACAUCACCUUCCCCUCCAUCCGAAGGCACGAAAAAGGAAAUUCAGAUAAAAUCUUCUCUUCUUAAAGGUCGUAAGGGUGUAGUAGUGACUGGUUCAUGCAAUGCAAGUUUCCUAGUUUUUUUCGUUCCUUAUCUUUUUAUUGAUGUGGAUACGGAGAGUAGUAAUGUUUAUAUGGGAACUGAUGUGAAUUACCUAGAUGUGACAGAAUAUAUGGGGAAUAAAGAUAAUAAAAAUGAUAUUAAAAAUGUAUGUGAAAACAAUAAGAAGUUCAAAUUUGUUACACUCAUUGAUGAUGAUAAUUUGAUUCUUAAAUGGAAAGUGUAUGGUCCAAAUGAUAAAAUACCCAAUCCUGCUGAAAAAGUGGAAGUGAGAAAAUACAAAAUCAAAAAUUUGAGUGGUGUAUUCACAGCAGUGCAAGUGCACACUGCUUUACAGCAGAAUGGGUCUACCGUGUUUGAAAGCAAAAAUUAUGCCUUAAGUAACGACAUUCCUGAAAAAUGCGAUGCAAUAGCAGCCAAUUGCUUCCUCAGUGGAAAUGUUUACAUCGAAAAAUGCUAUAAGUGCACCCUGAAAAUGAAUGAUGAGAAUGAAACAGAUGUGUGCUAUAGUUACGUACCGAAAGAUGCAAAGGCAGAAAAUCAAGAAACCAUCCCUGCCAAGGGAAGUAAUGAAGAUUCUAGUGAAGCUGAACUGGAUGCAUCGAUUGAUAAGAUCUUAGAAGGAGUAUACAAAUAUGACAAAACCGAUAAGAAGAUUCUUGUAAACUUCUUUGAAGCAGAAGCAUCUUUGAAAGCAGAGCUGUUAAAUUAUUGUUCACUACUUAAAACGGUAGAUAAUAGUGGAAUCCUGGAAAAUUACGAGUUGGGUAACGAAGAACAGAUUUUCUCAAAUUUGACAAAGAUAUUGAAAAAACAUCCAGAGGAGACAAAAUCUACGCUGUAUAAUAAGCUGAAGAAUGUUGCUAUAUGUAUGAAAAAUGCAGAAGAGUGGAUGGAAAAUAAGAAAGGACUUUUAUUACCUACCUUGUCAUUUGAAGACAUGAAAUUGAAUCAUAAUUAUACUGCCAAAGAAGGGGAAGAAAAAACGGUAAGUAAUAACAACAUAAAUGAGGAUGAACCAAAUGGACACUUUAAUGGAGUUAUCGAUUUAGAAACAGCUGAAAAGACUAAUUUUAGUCCCUCCCAAUUUGCAGAUAAAAUGUAUUGCAACGCUGAAUAUUGUGACAGAACUAAGGAAGAAAAUGGAUGUAUAUCAAAAAUUAAUGUGGAGGAUCAAGGAAAUUGCGCAACUUCCUGGAUAUUUGCAUCGAAGCUACAUCUAGAAAGUAUCAAAUGCAUGAAGGGGUAUGACCACAUUCCUAGUUCUGCUUUAUAUGUGGCUAACUGUUCGCAAAAAGAGGGUGAUGCAAAAUGCAACACGGCUUCUAGUCCAUUGGAAUUUUUGAAUAUUCUUGAUGGUGAACACUUCUUACCAUCUGCAUCUGACAUGCCAUAUUCGUACAAGCUGGUUGGCGAUGUCUGUCCCAAACCGAAGCAUCACUGGACGAACCUGUGGAAUAAUAUAAAAUUGUUAAAUCAUAAAAAUGUGCCAAAUUCGAUAGGAACAAAGGGAUAUACCGCUUACCAAAGUGAGCAUUUCAAAAAUAACAUGGACGAAUUUAUCAAAAUUGUAAAAUCUGAAAUCAUGAAAAAAGGUUCAGUCAUCGCAUAUGUAAAGACUAACCAAAUGAUGGAUUACGACAUUAAUGGUAAAACGGUUCACGGCAUUUGCGGAGGUGAAGUGCCUGACCUUGCUGUGAAUAUAAUCGGGUAUGGAAACUACAUAAACGCUGAGGGAAUGAAAAAAUCCUACUGGCUUGUACGAAACAGUUGGGGAAAAUCCUGGGGAGACAAAGGAAAUUUCAAGGUAGACAUGCAUACACCUGCAGACUGCCAACAUAAUUUCAUCCAUACAGCAGCUGUGUUUAAUUUGGACAUGCCACAGAUGGAUGUUAAUACAAAGCAGGAACCAGAAAUAUAUAACUAUUAUUUGAAGAACUCUCCAGAUUUUUAUAACAAUCUUUAUUAUAAAAAUUUUGAUGCAUUAAAGGCUAGUGCUUCAAAUAAGCAAAAUGGAUUCCAUAAUAAUUCUGUUAUUCAUGGUCAAUCUGAUGAUAAAUCACAAGGCUUCGGAAAUUUGGCAGUGGAUUUGUUAUCAUCAUUUACAAAAUUAGCGGGGAAAGCAGCUGAAGUAGCAGUAGACACAGCGAUUAAUGCAGCAAAAGACGUAAUGGGAAGAGGAGCAGCAACAACAGGAGGUGGAGGAACAUCGGGAACAGAAUCAGCAGGAACAGGAGGAGAGCAAGGGCAACCAGGAGUAGCAUCCAUGUCAGGUAAUAGUCUUGAAACUUCAGGAUCACAACCCUCCGGGGAUACAGCGGCUGUAGCAGGACCUGAACAAACUCCAACGCAAACAGCAUCCGUCACUCCCCCAGUUAACACCAAUGCGACGAGCACCCAAAUGUUGCACAUUUUAAAGCGCAUUAAAAAUAGUAAAAUGAAAACACACUUGGUUAUGUAUAAAAGUCACGAAACUAUUACUUCUGGUCACGAUUGUUCAAGAUCUUUAUCAAUAAAUCCAGAAAAGUUUGAGGAGUGUGUGAAGAUAUGUAACGAAAAUUGGUCUAAAUGUGAAGAUGAUCCUAUACCAGGAAUAUGUUUGUCAAAGCACGAUGCAGAUAAAUACUGUAUCUUCUGUUAUGUGUAA
Plasmodium gonderi is the source of this 3018-nucleotide messenger RNA. RefSeq names its product serine-repeat antigen 6. Gene Ontology annotation, cellular component: lysosome. Gene Ontology annotation, molecular function: cysteine-type endopeptidase activity. The record is from RefSeq and is a predicted model, not a curated record. The transcript is spliced from 4 exons. The coding region runs from base 1 to 3018 and encodes 1005 amino acids. Lineage: Eukaryota; Apicomplexa; Aconoidasida; Haemosporida; Plasmodiidae.